This is a messenger RNA of Salvia miltiorrhiza (redroot sage), 2433 nucleotides long. Its product is annotated as O-fucosyltransferase 20-like. The coding region runs from base 413 to 2047 and encodes 544 amino acids. The record is from RefSeq and is a predicted model, not a curated record. Gene Ontology annotation, cellular component: cytoplasm. The transcript is spliced from 6 exons. NCBI's taxonomy places the organism in Eukaryota, Viridiplantae, Streptophyta, Magnoliopsida, Lamiales, Lamiaceae.
AAAAGAUGCUGUAUUAUAAUGGUAAGCGUUGGAGAUUAACAAACCCAAAACGCUAUAAAUAUGUAACACACCUUUCUUGCAAACCAAAACCAAAACCAAACACAAACCAAAACGGCAGACAAAUUCAAAAAAAAAGAAAAGAAAUACUGACACAGAAAACGCACCACCAAACAACGCUCAUCGUACUCUGCUCGGCCUCGACUUCCCGCCGCUCGCACUUUCUCUCUCUAACCAGUAACCCCCCGUCCCUAUCUCUCUAAAAUCUUCCGCUGGAAGAUAUACAGACUUCAAAGCAGGCUACAAGCCUAUAGCGCUUGACCAUUUAAUACAAAUUCAAACCAUUCACACAUUAACACCGUCCUGCAAUAAAGAGCUCUCUCUCUCUCUCUCUCUUGAAAUUGUGUAUGUCCGAAUGUGUCAAAUGGCGGUGUCGAAGAGCAGCAAGAAGAAGCACCAGAGUUACAUUUCGGUGCCGUCUCAGAUAAUCAACUCAAUCUCACAAUCCUCGCUGGAGUCUCUGCUGCAUUCCCCCAAGAAGAAGAAGAAGAGCCGCGCCUCCAAGCUGCGAGUUCUGCUCAACAACCCAAGAUUUCUCAUUUUCUUGAUAUUUUCCAUGUGCUCUCUGUGGAUGCUCAAGAUGUGGGCUAAAUUUGAUCCCAUAAUUCCCUUUCCGCGUAACCCGUGUUUCAUCUCGCGGCGGAGCUCUCUUCUUUCGCGUGGGUUGUUGAGCUCGCAGCUGAGUGUGGAUGGGAGCGAGGAAGAACUCGGUGAGUUUUGGAAGCAGCCUGAUGGAAUGGGGUAUAGGCCGUGUUUGGAUUUCAGCGGAAAUUACACUGCAGCGAGCGGUGGGAUUGUGCAGGAUAGGACUAAGUAUCUGUUGGUGGUGGUUUCCGGCGGAAUGAAUCAGCAACGGAAUCAGAUCGUUGACGCCGUCGUGAUUUCCAGGAUUCUUGGUGCAGCUCUCGUUGUGCCCAUUUUGCAAGUCAAUGUCAUCUGGGGUGAUGAAAGUGAAUUCUCUGAUAUAUUCGAUUUGGAUCAUUUCAAGAGUGUGUUGGGGAGCGAUGUGAGAAUAGUGAACUCACUUCCUUCGACGCAUUUGAUGACGCGGCCGGUGGAGGAGAAGCGGACCCCACUUCACGUCUCGCCGGAGUGGAUCCGCUCACGUUACAUGCGACGGAUUAGGAGGGAUGGUGUGCUGCUGUUGCGUGGUUUGGAUUCGAGGCUUUCGAAGGAUCUUCCUUCCGAUCUUCAGAAGCUUCGAUGCAAGGUUGCAUUUCAUGCGUUGAGAUUUGCCCCUCAUAUCAUGGAAGUUGGCAACAAGCUUUCGGAGAGGAUGAGGAGCAAGGGGCCUUAUGUAGCCCUCCAUCUGAGAAUGGAAAAGGAUGUGUGGGUGAGGACGGGAUGCCUUCCCGGCCUCGGUCCUGAUUAUGACGAGAUGAUCAGUAACGAGAGGAAGGCGCGUCCCAAGCUCUUGACCUCGAGAUCCAACAUGACCUACAAUCAAAGGAAACUUGCUGGGCUGUGCCCUUUAAAUGCCUUGGAGGUUGUAAGGUUGCUCAAAGCUUUGGGAGCUCCUAAAAGUGCAAGAAUCUAUUGGGCAGGAGGGAUUCCUUUAGGAGGGAAAGACACCCUGCUUCCAUUUAGGAGUGAGUUUCCUCACUUCUACAACAAAGAAGACCUCGCCUUGCAAGGGGAGCUCGAGCCAUUUGCAAGGCGAGCUUCCUUGAUGGCCGCGAUUGAUUACAUAGUUUCGGAGAGAAGUGAUGUGUUCAUGGCUUCUCAUGGUGGGAAUAUGGGACAUGCUAUUCAGGGGCAGAGGGCCUAUGCAGGGCACAAGAAGACUAUAAUCCCUAACAAAAGACAGAUGCUGAAAUAUUUCAUGGAUUCUUCUCUUGGUGAGGAUGAGUUCAACAGCAUCAUCCAAGACUUGCACCGCGAUUCACUGGGGCAGCCGGAGCUCAGGACUAGCAAGGCCGGGAGGGACGUCACCAAAUAUCCUAUCCCGGAAUGCAUGUGCAAUGCCACACUCACUCAUUUGACACAAUAAGAUGACUAUUGGAGGUUGUGUAGUGUAGGAAGAUCAACUCGACUAAUGUCAUAUGGCGCGAUCCUCAAACUUCACGCUCAACACACAGGACAGGACGCGAGCGUCGCAUUCGGCCAUGGCCGAUUCUGCUGCGUUGUGAAUGGUAUAAGUGGAAUAAGCUAUAUAUUAGCUACAUGGAGUCUCUCCCUUGUGAAGUUAUCAUCUCUUGUCAAUACAGUUUUGAGUGAGGAGCAUGUAUAGUAAUAGGGAAGCAUAUAUGUAUUCUUUUCUAUUUUUAUUUUAUUUUAUUUAUUUAUUUAUUCUUUAUGUUGUAUUAAGAGAUCUUGUUGUGGACAUGUACACAUAUACUGAUAUACUGAUAAAUUGAAUUGUUACAAUUCCUGAUA